Caenorhabditis elegans is the source of this 3048-nucleotide messenger RNA. RefSeq names its product Intracellular phospholipase A1 (gene ipla-1). The transcript has 9 exons. Lineage: Eukaryota; Metazoa; Nematoda; Chromadorea; Rhabditida; Rhabditidae. The record is from RefSeq and is marked reviewed. The coding region runs from base 276 to 2537 and encodes 753 amino acids. Gene Ontology annotation, molecular function: metal ion binding; A2-type glycerophospholipase activity.
UGUAUAAUAGCCGAAUGAGCGGAAGCGAAGAGGAGCAUCUCGUCUCGCUGACGUUCCGAAAAAAUGAAGAGGAUAUGGAUGAGGAUGAGGGGAAGGUGAAGCAGAAGGAGAAGCCGAAGGAGAAGCAGAUGGAAUUUGUGAAUCAGAACUUUGUGGAAAGCACGGAGGACGAAUCUGAAGUAUCUACACCGACAGCCGUUGGAUUGCCAAUUGGAACAAGUACACCGGACGGCGACGAGACACCAACGCAACCCGAUCCCAACGGGAAAUACACGAUGGCUCAAACGAAGGACGCCGAUUUGUCGAGGCCUUCCGGGCUACCGAGCAAUGGAAAUCCUGGCUCCUCGACUACAGUACCCCCUGCAUCAAAAUCCGGUCCAGUUGCUCCGCCGCGGCCGUCUGGAACUCCAGUUGCUCCACAAAGAAAUCGCCGACGAAAAGUAACGGAACUAAAAUGCUCGGAAGUUCGAUGGUUCUUCCAAGAGCCGAAGGGAACUCUCUGGAAUCCGUUCAACGGCCGUGACUCCAUUAUGCUUGAAAUUAAAUAUCGAAAAGAAAAAGGAAUUGAGUUGGACGAAGCAAUGCAAGAAAUCUACGAUGAAUCAUUGACUCACUAUAAAAUGGAAAUGAAAGAUGAACCAGAAAUUGAAAAUGGGAAUAUUGGAAUGGAACAAGAGAAACCAAUGGUUGUAGUAAUGAAUGGACAAUAUAAAGUGAAUAAGGAUAAUUCGAAAAUUGAUCCAAUUUAUUGGAAAGACGAUUCGAAAGAGAUUAGAAGAGGUUCAUGGUUUUCACCGGAUUAUCAACCAUUGGAAAUGCCACUUUCUGAUCAAAUUGAGAAGAAUCAUUUACAAUGUUUUAGAAAUCAAAUGAUUCCAGAAGGAACUACUGUUUUUUCGAAAUCUGAAACUAGUAAUAAACCUGUUCUUGCGGAGCUUCACGUCGACGGUUACGAUAUUCGAUGGAGUUCUGUAAUCGAUAUCUCUCUACAUCAAAAAGGAAAUGCGAUUCUACGAUAUCUUUGGGCGAAAUCUACGCCGUUACGGAGAGGUUACGAAAAGGAGGCUGAUUGGAAUGAUGCGGCUGCUGAAAUUUCACAUUUGAUACUUGUUGUACAUGGAAUCGGACAGAAAGGAUAUGAGAAUCUUAUUGCUCAGAAUGCGAAUCAAGUCCGAGACGGCGUUGUGUCUGCAAUGGAAAAAGUGUAUCCAGAAGAGAAAUCUCGUCCAAUGUUCCUGCCUGUCGAAUGGAGAUCAGCGCUGAAGCUGGACAACGGGCUCACGGAUAACAUUACGAUUCCCAAAAUGAGCAGUAUGCGAGCCUCAUUGAAUAGUACGGCGAUGGAUGUCAUGUACUAUCAGAGUCCGCUUUUCAGGACAGAGAUAGUCCGCGGUGUUGUCUCCCAACUCAAUCGCACCUAUAAACUCUUCAAAGCCAACAAUCCACAAUUCAAUGGACAUGUCUCGGUCUUCGGUCACUCCCUUGGAUCAGUUAUAUGCUAUGAUGUUCUGACUCAAUACUCCCCGUUAAUGCUCUUCGACAAAUAUGUUACCAAAUCGAUAGAUGAAUAUUUGAAGCGAGAUGAUACAAAUGCAUCGGAAGAAGCCAGAAAAGCUUUGGAAGCUAUGAAAUUGGCCAGAGAGCAACUAAGAGAUAAUUUGGAAGGGGGUAUUCAUAAACUGUUGGUCACAAAGGAAGAGCAGCUGGAGUUCAAAGUGAAAUAUCUUUUCGCUGUUGGAUCCCCUCUGGGAGUUUUCCUUACAAUGCGUGGUGGAGAGUCGACAGAUUUGUUAUCAAAGGCGACGAAUGUUGAACGAGUCUUCAAUAUCUUCCAUCCAUAUGAUCCUGUUGCCUACCGACUAGAACCUUUCUUUGCUCCAGAAUAUCGACAUAUUCGUCCAAUCAAACUAUUCUCGAAUACCGAUCUUCGUGCACGUGCAUCUUAUGAAAAUUUGCCCCUGGAUGUCUAUAAGCAUUAUCUGAAAAAGCUGAAGAAUCUCAACAAGGCGAAGAAGAACAAGGAUGACAAAACUGCUGAUGCUCGAAGUGGUGGAGACGAUGAGAAUGAAGAUGAGGACGAGUGUGAUUCGGAUGAGGAUGCUCGAAGCGGAUGCUCAUCGCCACGAUCGAUGACACCUCCGCCAUUCGAGACUGCUGCUGCUAAUGCGGCAGCUGCUGCGAAGGAGACGAAGGCAGUGAAGAAGGGAUGGUUCUCGUUUGGAACAUCAAGUAAUCCAAAAAAGACACAAAGUACUGCGAGUCUAGGAUCUGUGAAUGCGACGUCGACGGAGAAUAUCGAAUUUGCGAAGGAAGCGGCUGAGGAAUUGCCGUUGGCUGAGAAGAUAUUGGGUAGUGGUGUUCGAGUGCCGCAUCGAAUCGAUUUUCAGUUACAGCCAGCCCUCACCGAAAAAAGCUACUGGUCAGUACUAAAAUCACAUUUUGCGUAUUGGACAAACGCCGAUCUAGCACUAUUCCUCGCCAACGUGCUCUACUGUAAACCUCUGAAACCGGAAGAAGCCAAACCGACAUGGGCUUGAUCAUCAGCAGAAUUCUGGAAAUCAAUGGAAAAAUCUUUGGUGUCAACUGUCUGAACAUUGGCAAUCACUUCAUGUUUUAUCUAUUCUUUUAUCUUUUUUUUUUGGUUUUUAAAAAUUUUCCACAAUUAGUAUUACUCUUUUAUACUCGUUUCUGUCUCUCUCUUCUCACUGGGUAUCCCUUUUUAAAGCUUUUCCUCUUUUUUUUCUCCUUCUCUCCUUCAACUAGUUGUUGUAUAAUAUGUAUAGCUUUUCCCUCUGAAAAUUUCAGAUUUUUUUCUGUGAUAGUCGCAGUCUGUCUCUUUUUUCCGGUUUCUCUCUUCAUCCAACACUUCCAGCCAAACCUCUUUAUAUUUUGUAUUCCGGUGCGUUUUAGCAACUAACUAUCCCAAUUUUCCUCCAAAAAAAAACCCACCAAGUCAUAUUAUGUAUAGCACUUUAUAUAUAUCGUAUUGCUUUUUUCCCAAUUACUGGGGAUAAAUAAGUACGGUAUCAGGUUUAAUUAAAUUUUAUU